UCUGCCCCACAACUCUCGAUGGUACUCCUUGGGCCUCUCCACUGGGAGAAGGGGCAAGGGGAUACGCCGAAGAAAACCAUAGAGUACCCUGCCAGCCGACGAGAGGAAGAGAGAGCGGCCUCCAUCGGCCCGAAGUCCUAGAGGCGGCUGGGCCGGCGGCGGUCGCACAAAAGGAGUCCCGGGAGGCCGCUCCAGCUGCUGGCGGACCAUAGAGAGAGAGGGCUCCCGCCGGCCUUGGGCCGGGAGGUGAGUUAGUGGCUGCGGGGCGGAAACUAGUUAGGGAGUGCCUGUGGAGCGGGCUGGAGGCAAAAGUUUCUCGAACCCCAGGAUGAGGGUGGACCUGGGCGGGUGGGACCCCCUUGGAGGAGGUGCUGAAGGAAGCACGCCGACGAUCGGGGCCCCGGCGCAUCACAGCAGCCGUACCGGUGUCUCAGCCGCGUCACUGCUUUGGACCCCGCCCGGUUACCCGCUGCCUCUCCUCAGGACCGUAAUCAUGACGACGCUCCAUCCCAAGCUUUGCAGGUUACAAAACGGCUUUCCCAUUUGCUGGCUCUUGUGAUUCCCGCUCCCGCCCAACAAUGUGGACGCUGUCAUCACCUCCACUUUACAGAUAGGAAAGCUGAGGCCCUGGAAAGCACGCGCAUGUAAGAGACCACAGAACACCAGUCAGUGGUGAUGACAGACCCCGUGUUAGACUCCCAGCCAACCAACAGCACUGGGGAGAUGGAUGGACUGUGCCCUGAGCUAUUGCUGAUCCCCCCAUCUCUGUCCAACCGUGGAAUCCUGGAGCCUGUCCAGAGUCCCUGUCCUGCUGGGAACCCCCCACCUUUGCCUGCUGACCCAGGCUGCCUGCUGGUAGAGGCCACGGCCACUGAAGAGGACACAGGGAACAUGGAGAUCAUUGUGGAAGCAGUAGCUGGAAACCUGUCCCCAGGAGCUCCUGGAGAGACCCCAGGUGUCCUGGUGAAGGUGGUGGAGGUGUACUUCUGUGAGCGCUGUGAGCAGAGCUUCGCCGAGCCCACUCUGCUGGCCCUGCACCAGUGUUCUGAGACCCUCAUCCAGCCUCUGCAGGGCCUCUCUAGCCCCCCAUGCUCUGUAGAGCUGACCCCCGGCAACCUCAGUCUCUCUGGCCCUUUGCAGGGCCAGGGCCCCCAAGACAGCCCCCUGCUGUGCCCUGUGUGUAGACAGGAGUUUGUCCAACCCCAGGCCCUGAAGAGCCACUUCAAGAUUCACCGGGCCGCCCCCGACACCUUCUCCUGCCCAGAGUCUGGCUGUGUGUUCUCAGCUGAAGACCGCAAGGGCCUGCAGCAGCACCUGAGGCAGGCCCACACUGCGGCGCCCGUGCCCUGUUCUUUCCGGGGCUGCCCCCUGCUCUUCGGGGGCCGGGAGGGCAUGGAGCUGCACCGGCGGGCCCAUUACCCUUUCCACUGCGACCGCUGCAGCUUCGUGGGCUCCAACGUCAAACUCUUCCGGCAGCAUCAGCGGAGCCACGGCGCUGGGACCCAGGGAGAACUGGCUGCCCUUCGGGGUUUUCCACCCCAGGAGCUGCUUCCAGCAAUCAGACUGCCCCCUAGAGAGGGAGAGCCUUCGGAACCGGCAGACACGCCCUUGCCCAGGCGAGAGUCAGCUGACGAGGAGGACGUAGAGGAAGAGGAGGCGGGUGGCACCCUGAAGGACUCCCAGAAUGCCCCAGAGAAAGCCCAGGGGGCUCAGCAGGUAGAAGGGGAUGUGGCUCCUGGCACCGAGUCCCUCUUCAAGACGCACAUGUGUCCAGAAUGCAAGCGCUGCUUUAAGAAGCGGACCCAUUUGCUGGAGCACCUGCAUCUCCACUUCCCGGACCCCAGCCUCCAGUGCCCCAACUGCCAGAAGUUCUUCACCAGUAAGAGCAAGCUCAAGACCCAUCUGCUGCGGGAGCUGGGCCAGAAGGCCCACCGCUGCCCGCUCUGCCACUACAGUGCCGUGGAGAGGAACGCGCUCAACCGCCACAUGGCCAGCAUGCACGAGGACAUCUCCAACUUCUACUCAGACACCUACGCCUGUCCCGUGUGCCGCGAGGAAUUCCGCCUCAGCCAGGCCCUCAAGGAGCACCUCAAGACCCACACGGCGGCGGCGGCAGAGCCACUGCCCCUCCGCUGCUUUCAGGAAGGCUGCGGCUACGCGGCCCCCGACCGCAAGGCCUUCGUGAAGCACCUGAAGGAGACGCACAGCGUGCGGGCCGUGGAGUGCCGCCACCACUCUUGUCCCAUGCUCUUCGCCACAGCUGAAGCCAUGGAGGCCCAUCACAAGAGCCACUACGCCUUCCACUGCCCGCACUGUGACUUUGCCUGCUCCAAUAAGCACCUGUUCCGCAAACACAAGAAGCAAGGCCACCCUGGCAGUGAAGAGCUGCGCUGCACCUUCUGCCCCUUUGCCACCUUCAACCCAGUGGCCUACCAGGACCACGUGGGCAAGAUGCACGCCCACGAGAAGAUCCACCAGUGCCCUGAGUGCAGCUUUGCCACCGCCCACAAGAGGGUGCUCAUCCGCCACAUGCUGCUGCACACCGGCGAGAAACCACACAAGUGCGAGCUGUGUGACUUCACGUGCCGAGACGUGAGUUACCUGUCCAAGCACAUGCUGACCCACUCCAACACCAAGGACUACAUGUGCACCGAGUGUGGCUAUGUCACCAAGUGGAAGCACUACCUGAGCGUGCACAUGCGGAAACACGCAGGGGACCUCAGGUACCAGUGCAACCAGUGCUCGUACCGCUGCCACCGGGCUGACCAGCUGAGCAGCCACAAGCUGCGCCACCAGGGCAAGUCCCUGAUGUGUGAGGUGUGUGCCUUCGCGUGCAAGCGCAAGUACGAGCUGCAGAAGCACAUGGCUUCCCAGCACCAGCCCGGCACACCCGCCCCGCUCUACCCCUGCCGCUACUGCAGCUACGAGAGCCGCCACAAGCAGGCCCUGCUCAGCCACGAGAACUGUAAGCACACGCGCCUCCGGGAGUUCCGCUGCGCCCUCUGCGACUACCGCACCUUCAGCAACACCACGCUCUUCUUCCACAAGCGCAAGGCCCACGGCUACGUGCCCAGGGACCAGGUGUGGCGUGUGGACCAGCUCCGCCCUGCCAGCCAGGAGCCAGAGGGGGCCGGGCAGUGCCCGACACCCCCACCGGACUCCGAGCCCUCGAGCCAGCUGUCUGGCCAGCCUGAGACGCCAGACCAGGACCCCGGGGCUGUGCUGGACCCCAGCGUGGACCAGGCCCCACCAGAGCCCAGCGAGGAGGACCGCACCGAGAGGCCGGACGGCAGCGAGGUUCUGCGGGGGGAUGACCUGGUCGGCAGCCCCAGUCCGGCUGAGGCAGAUGAGGGUGGCUGCACACUGCACCUCGAGGCCCUGGGGGUAGAGCUGGAGCCGGUGGCUGGGCCGCCCCUCGAGGAGAUCGCUGAAACUGCCCCUGCGGAGUUCAGGCCCCUGGAUCCGUCAGAGCCCCUGAGCCUGGAAGGGCCAGAUGCAACUUUGACAGAGCUAUCUGCCUUUGAAGGUGCUGAGACGUCUGGUUUGGAUGCUGAAGCAGAGCCUGUUCUGGAAAAGCCAGUCCCUGAAAGCCCCGGAAACCCCCCUUCCUCGGAGGAGCCCCCUGACAGCUGGGCCGGAACCUUCAAGGCAGCUCUGCCUGCUGAGACCGCUCCCCUCCCCCAGUUCCCAGAGUCCGAGUCCUUACUCAAGGCGCUGCGGAGACAGGACAAGGAGCAGGCCGAGGCUCUGGUGCUGGAGGGCCGGGUUCAGAUGGUCGUGAUACAGGGAGAGGGGCGGGCCUUCCGCUGCCCACACUGCCCUUUUAUCACCCGCCGGGAGAAGGCCCUGAGUGUCCACACCCGGACCGGGUGCCAGGGCCGCCGGGAGCCCCUGCUGUGCCCCGAGUGUGGGGCCAGCUUCAAGCAGCAGCGUGGCCUCAGCACCCACCUGCUGAAGAAAUGCCCUGUUCUGCUCAGAAAGAACAAGGGCUUGCCUGGACCAGCCUCACCCAUCCCUCUUCACCCUCCGCCUCUGGGCACCCAGGCCCCAGGGGAUGCAGAAGGGGGCAAGGCACCACCUGCACCGCUUGAAGUAGAGCUGAUGCUCCCAAGAGAUGCUCCCUCCUCGCCUCCCAGGGAACCAGGAGUAGAGGAGCCUCCUGGCACACCCUGUGUCUCCGCUGCCCCUCCCGCAAGCAACCCCUUGCCUGCAGAGACCCCUGAGAAGUUCUGCUUCAAGCAGGGCAAGUUUCACUGCAACUCCUGCACGUUCCUUUGUUCUCGGCUUUCCUCCAUUACCUCUCAUGUGGCCGAAGGCUGCCGGGGGGGACGUGGUGGGGGAGGAAAGCGGGGGACUGCCCAGCCCCAGCCUGUCGCAUCCCUCCUGGGUGAGGGAGACUCUGCGCCCCUGAACAGCAACACAGAGUGCAGCCCGGGGAACAGGGACACGACUCCGGUGCCAAAGCAGAAGGGGGCCCGCUUCUCCUGCCCCACGUGUCCCUUUAGCUGCCAGCAGGAGCGGGCGCUGCGGACUCACCAGACCCGGGGCUGCCCCCUCAAGGAGUCUGGCGAGCUGCGCUGCGGCCUCUGCACGUUCACGGCCACCGCUGCGGCCGCCCUGAGGCUGCACCGGAAGCGGAGGCACCCCAGCUCGGUGCCUGCUCGGGCACCACGUCCGCCUCUGCAGUGCGCGGACUGUGGCUUCACCUGCAAGCAGGGCCGCUGCCUGCAGCAGCACCGGCGGCUCAAGCACGAGGGAGUGAAGCCGCACCAGUGCCCCUUCUGUGACUUUUCCACCACCAGACGGUACCGCUUAGAGGCACACCAGUCGCGACACACGGGCGUUGGCCGCAUCCCCUGCAGCUCCUGUCCCCAGACGUUUGGUACCAACUCAAAACUGCGCUUGCACCGGCUAAGGGUACAUGACAAAACACCCACCCACUUCUGUCCCCUCUGUGACUACAGUGGCUACCUUCGCCAUGACAUCACUCGCCACGUCAACAGCUGCCACCAGGGCACCCCUGCCUUUGCCUGCCCGCGCUGCGAGGCCCAGUUCAGUUCCGAGACGGCGCUCAAGCAGCACGCCCUUCGCCGACAUCCUGAGCCUGCGCCCCCGGCCCCCGGCUCUCCCGCUGAGGCCGCCGAGGGCCCCCUGCACUGCUCCCGCUGUGGGCUGCUAUGCCCCAGCCCUGCCAGUCUGCGAGGACACACCCGGAAACAGCACCCGCGGCUGGAGUGCGGGGCCUGCCAGGAGGCCUUCCCCAGCCGGCCGGCGCUGGACGAGCACCGGAGACAGCAGCAUUUCAGCCACCGCUGCCAGCUCUGCGACUUCGCAGCCCGGGAGCGGGCGGGCCUGGUGAAGCACUACUUGGAGCAGCAUGAGGCGGCGGCCUCGGAAGGCGCGGCGGGUGCCAGCCAGCCCCCGCUGCGCUGCCCCUUUUGUGACUUUACGUGCCACCAUCAGCUGGUGCUGGACCACCACGUGAAAGGGCACGGGGGCACCCGGCUCUACAAGUGCACCGACUGCGCUUACAGCACCAAGAACCGGCAGAAGAUCACGUGGCACAGCCGCAUCCAUACCGGGGAAAAGCCCUACCGCUGCCACCUCUGUCCCUAUGCCUGUGCUGACCCCUCCCGGCUCAAGUACCAUAUGCGGAUCCACAAGGAAGAACGCAAGUAUCUGUGCCCUGACUGUGGCUACAAGUGCAAGUGGGUCAACCAGCUCAAGUACCACAUGACCAAGCACACAGGACUGAAGCCAUACCAGUGUCCCGAGUGUGAGUACUGUACCAACCGGGCCGAUGCGCUGCGUGUGCACCAGGAGACGCGGCACCGGGAGGCCCGGGCCUUCAUGUGCGAGCAGUGCGGCAAGGCCUUCAAGACCCGCUUCCUGCUGCGCACCCACCUCCGCAAGCACAGCGAGGCCAAGCCCUACGUGUGCAACGUGUGCCACCGUGCUUUCCGCUGGGCUGCCGGCCUGCGCCAUCACGCUCUCACCCACACCGACCGCCACCCCUUCUUCUGCCGCCUCUGCAGCUACAAGGCCAAGCAGAAGUUCCAGGUGGUUAAGCACGUGCGCAGGCACCACCCCGACCAGGCCGACCCGAACCAAGGAGUGGGCAAAGACCCCACCACCCCCACCGUGCACCUGCAUGACGUGCAGUUGGAGGACCCUGGCCCCCCUGCUCCUGCUGCUCCUCCAACUGGACCUGAGGGCUGAGAGCCCACCCCACCUCUUGGCGGGUGUGGUCCAAGACGUGCAGACUGGAGGCAGUGCAAGCCUGGAGCUCAGGGCCUGAGGAAAGGCUAGCUUCGAGGUGCCCCAGGGGGGCUGGAGGCCUCCUGGGACCCAGGCUACUGUACUUUGAAGUUGAUGGCCAUGUAUAUAAAAGAGCGACGUGGACCACAAGUUGUUUUCCUGUUGAGGCACACUGGUUUUAACCUGUGAGUUCCUGCUUUCUUCACCAUCCCUCCACCGAAGUCCCUGGCUCUAAGACAUUGGUUUUACCCGUUCUGUCUCCCCCUUUCUUCUUGCUGUCAAGUCCUGUUUUCUUGCAGCGCCCCCAGAACAGUUGUCUCUAACUGCAUGUGCUGUUGUGCCCAGUGCUCUCUAAAGCAUGUUAAACAGAGUGAUCACUCACUAGCUUACAGA
This is a messenger RNA of Suricata suricatta (meerkat), 6651 nucleotides long. It is a transcript of the gene ZNF142, whose product is annotated as zinc finger protein 142. NCBI's taxonomy places the organism in Eukaryota, Metazoa, Chordata, Mammalia, Carnivora, Herpestidae. The record is from RefSeq and is a predicted model, not a curated record. Gene Ontology annotation, molecular function: DNA-binding transcription factor activity, RNA polymerase II-specific; RNA polymerase II cis-regulatory region sequence-specific DNA binding. Bases 676 to 6219 code for a protein of 1847 amino acids. Gene Ontology annotation, biological process: regulation of DNA-templated transcription. The transcript has 9 exons.